Molecule: messenger RNA, 2464 nt
Organism: Helobdella robusta
Lineage: Eukaryota; Metazoa; Annelida; Clitellata; Rhynchobdellida; Glossiphoniidae
Exons: 17
Coding region: 49-1179 (376 amino acids)
Biological process (GO): snoRNA splicing
Cellular component (GO): U2-type spliceosomal complex
Molecular function (GO): metal ion binding
Source: RefSeq, a predicted model, not a curated record
UUGAUUUUAUUUGUUGUGUCGAGAUCAGAGUUUUUAAAACUUAGUCAAAUGUCUGAUAAAAAUGAAAAAACUGAAAACAUUUGCGUUUUUAAAAAUAGAUUUUCAGGCAAAAAGCGAAAUUUCAAAAGUAGAAAUGCCAAAAAAUCAUCAGAAGAAGGCAGUAGUGACGAUCAGCAGCCAGCCUCUUGCGUUGUCAGGCUGGAUAAGAAAUCCAAUUCAUUGAAUCCACUUGUCCAAAAUUCAAAAAAGCCCAAAGUGAGAAGAAAAUCUAGCAGUGGAGAUGAUGAUGAAAAAGAAGAGGAUGGUGAUAAUCACAACAGGCUCUUUGUAAACUAUAAAUCAAAGGCAGAUACAAAUGCCGAGAAGGAUGACCAAGGAGCUACGAGGACCUAUGACCUGGACACAGAACUAAAUAAAGAUGCCCAGGCCGUAUUUGAAAGGGCACUGAUCAUUAACAAGGAACUUAAAGGCAAAGAGGAUGACAAGAUAUACAGAGGUGUGAAUAAUUACGCUCAGUACAUCGAGAAAAGAGAUACGGCCGCCGGAAACGCCGCCUCCGGGAUGGUUAGGCGGGGACCAAUCAGAGCACCGGCUCACUUGAGGGCGACGGUCCGAUGGGACUACCAGCCUGAUAUCUGCAAGGAUUACAAGGAAACCGGAUACUGUGGAUUCGGAGACAGUUGCAAGUUCUUACAUGACAGAGGUGACUACAAGCAUGGCUGGCAGUUGGAGAGAGAAACUGAAUUAGGAUUGGACGCUAAGCAUGAAGAUAUGAGUAAGUACGAGAUAUCAAGUGACGAAGAUGAUGACCUGCCAUUCAAGUGCCACAUUUGUAGAGAGUCAUUCGUCAAUCCCAUCGUCACCAAGUGCAAGCAUUAUUUCUGUGAGAAUUGCGCCCUGAGGCACUACAAAAAGACCACCAGAUGUUUCGUGUGUGAUGAACAAACCACCGGCGUUUUUAAUCCCGCCAAAGAAUUAAUCGCCAAACUUGAAAAGAGGAAGAAAGCUGAGGAAGAAAAGCAGGAUAGCGAUGAUGAUGAUGACAAAAACAAUAAUAAUAAUAAUAACAAUAAUAAUAAGAACAAAAAUGAUCAUCAUCACCAGCAUCAUCAUCAUCAUGCCAGACAAAAUGACGUCAGCGUAACGAAAUCGGAAAUAAGUACGUUAAUUACCGCUUAAUAAUCUCCAUGGCGACGAAAUGAAAAACUUGGCACUCCUCGGAAUGAGACCGAGGUAAUAAUCAAUGUAUAAUGGAUAGCGCUGAUGAUAAAAGAAAGGACAUUCCGUUAUAUUGCAUGUACCAAGGCCCAGGACCGGCCUACAACCUGAGAACAUGCAUCGGAAUGAAGAAUCACUGUCCAACAUUGAAGCAGGGCCCUGCCUAUUCAAUCGGACACAGAACAAUGGAAAAACACGAAGAGAAACCAGGUCCAAUAUAUUGGUACGACCCUAAGCUAACCUCGCACGGUAAGGUGCAUGUGCCCGCCUGCUAUAUUGCCGGCAGGCCAAAAAAUAAACCCUCUGCUGAGAGCCUGCCUGGCCCGGGUGAUUACGACCUGACAAAAACCAAAACCGGGAUUUUGAGCAACGAGCAUCGAGCGCCGAAGAUUUCAAUCGGCCAAAGACCGAAGUGGACCGAAAAAUCGAACGCCCCACCUCCCAACAAGUACGACGUGACCACAGGGAUUGGGACUCGAUCUCAGACCGCUCCCAUUGCUCCCUCUUGGAGCAUCGGCACGAGAACAGAUUUCGGUAGCACGAGUUACAUGGCCUUGAAAGGAGCCACGCCAGGGCCUGCCAACUACUCUACUGUCAAGCCGGGUGUGUACAAACCCUCUCACAACGGAUUUUCGAUCCAGGGCCGAACGGCACAAAAGCAGUACAUCUCCGUCAGGGACAACCCCGGACCCAACACGUACGAUCCGCAGAACGCCUACAAACAUCUCACGAAGAAGAAUGGAUUUACCAUGGGAAUCAAACACUCAAAAUACGUCAUGCCUCUUAUUGACACUACAAUUGUGUGAAUAUGAUUGUGUAAAACAAAUGCUGAUUUUCACUCCAUUUUCACUCAGUUUAGUCUUGUUAUCUUUUGACUGUUGUUUCAUUUGAUCUUCCAGCUUCUAUGAAAACUUGAAAUUCACUUGAAAUACUCUGUUGGCGUAUUUAACGUUGAAGUUUUGGAGUUUUGAUUUCACGCUACCAAAACUUGAAAGAUAAUCAAACGUCGGACCUGCGCCCGUUAUAAAAUUGUGUAAGCUAACUUUCAUUAUUUAUUCAUGCUUGUUAUAAAUAAACCAUUUAUUCGAAUUCUCUCACUCUCUCUUUCUUUCUCACACUCUUUCUCUCGCCUGUUCCCAACCCUAAUAUUCAAUACAAUUUGUUUCAUGUGUGAGCAUCUUCAAAUUGGUGAUAACGUUUCGAAGUUUAGGGACAUUGUCAUGAAAAAAACAUUUGGUAACAUUUU